Messenger RNA from Eimeria necatrix, 8943 nucleotides. Its product is annotated as tRNA-splicing endonuclease positive effector, putative. The transcript is spliced from 7 exons. NCBI's taxonomy places the organism in Eukaryota, Apicomplexa, Conoidasida, Eucoccidiorida, Eimeriidae. The coding region runs from base 1 to 8943 and encodes 2980 amino acids. Gene Ontology annotation, molecular function: helicase activity. The record is from RefSeq and is a predicted model, not a curated record.
AUGUGGGCCCCCCAUGAUGGCGAUGUAAUUCCUCUGUCUCCCCAGGGGCCCCCGCAGUUGCCCGAGGCGCUUCUCUGCAUAUCGAAUCUGGGGGACUCUGAUGAAGUUGAUGCCGCAGUAUAUUCAGCUCUUGAGGCCCUUGAGGCGGCCUACACAAACCGAGACAAACAAUGCUUCAUGUGCAGCAGCAGCAGCAACAGCCGCAGCAGCAGCAGCAGCACGAGCAGCAGCAGCAGCACGAGCAGCAGGGACAAUUUGGCGUUGCCCCGGGAGGUCUACGUACGGCGCCUGCUGCUGGCCUUUGCCCGCGACGUAGAAGGCAACUGGCUGCAGCAGCUGGAGUGGUUUCUGGUGAAAUGUGCUUCUUGCUGCUGCUGCUACUUGGGGGCUCAAGACGAUCUGCUGCGCUCCUUCUCCUGCUACAGCAAAGACCAAACUGCAGCACUUUAUCUCUACAGAGAAUGGCUAGCCUUCGACCUUUGCCGCCUUAUGCGCUGUCUAUACACUCUAAGCAGCAGCAGCAGCUCAGCAGCAGCUGCUUCAUCCUCUGCAGCUGCUGCUGCUGCACUAGUUGAUCUAGGUUUGCCUGUGGAUGCGGCGGGGAACGAGGAGCGCCUUUGUUCCUAUAGCAGUAGCAGCAGCAGCGGCAGCAGCAGCAGCAGCAGCAGCAGCAGGUGCAGCAGCAACACAAUCGCUGAAACCACAGUAGUGCAGCUGCUGAUGGCUGCCAGCCGCCUUUUGAGUGCUCGAACGGAAACGCCAGCAAAUGUGCUGCUGUGCUUCUUGUCGGAGCGCAUCUCAGUGCCGCUGCUGCUGCAGUUGCUGCUGCUGCCGCCUUCCCAGCAGCAGCAGCAGCCGCUGCUGCAGCAGCAGUCGGGCAGCAUAUCACUGGGGACAAACAAAGCGCGCAGAAGGCCACGGCUUCCUGCAUGGAUUCCCGAUGGAGGGUCUAGGGAGGACUUGCUGCUGCUUCAGCAGCAAACUAGAGGCCUGCACGCGCUGCUGCAGCAACUCCUGUUGCUGCAGCAACAGCAGCAACAGAAGAUUCAGAGGCAGCAGACGCAUGACUUCUUCGCAGAGACUGACCAGCAGCAAGAAGCGAAGGAAUCGCAGGCGCUUACUGAGCAGCAGCAACAACAGCAGCAACAGCUACUGCAGCUGCUACUUCAACAGCCACACGCGGCAGACCUUAGCUUAUCUUCACUGUGUCUGCUGCUGCCACUGCUGCCUGACCCGCUGCAGUGCAUGUUUGCUGCUGCUGCGCUCUCCCAGCAGCUGCCAGAGCUGCUGCUGCCGCAGCUGCUGUCACUACAGACACAUUCCCUCCUCUGCCUCCGCGCAAUUUGCUGCGGCGCACUCCAUUCAAUAGCUCUCACACAUUUGCCUUUGUUGCAGCAGCAGCUGCAGCUGGCAGCCUGCGCUGCUGCUGCUGCGGGUGACUGGAGCAGCAGCAGCAGCAGCAGCUGCAGGAACGAGGAGGCCCUCGGGAGCCCCAGCGGGCUGCUGCGAAUCGUCGAUUUUUGGCUGAAGGCUCUUGCGUCUUCUUGCUGCAGUUUAGUGCGCUGCAGCAGCAGCAGCAGCAGCAGCUUGGAGCAAAACCAGCAGCAGCAGCAUCCGAUGCCGACGGCCAAGGGGCGGCUGCUGCUGGAUGCAUCACCGGAAAAACUUUCUGCCUUUUCCCAGCUCGUGGGGGCUCUUCACAGCUUGUUUGUAGUUUUGCUGCAGCAGCCGCCUCCGGCUGUGCUGAAGGUGCUGCAGCAGCAGCAAGAGAUACCGGAAGUGCUGCAGCAGCGCGUUUCCGCAAGUCACCAGCAGCGGCCGCCCUGGCAACGCUGUGCUGCAGUUGCUGCUACAGUGUUGGCCUCCUGCAGCAGCAGCAGCAUUAGCGAUUCUGGCAGUGGCAGCAAAGCCACGCAGAGCAGCAAGAGGGACUCGCACGAUGAAGGAGCAGCAGCAAAAGCAGUGGCAGCAAAGCCACGCAGAGCAGCAAGAGGGAUUCGCACGAUGAAGACGGGAGAUCAUGGUGAGAGCGCCAAGGCCUACAGCUGCAGCAGCAGCAGCAGCAGCAGCAGCAGCAACAGCAGUAUGGCAGUGGAUGCCUCUCAGGUGUACGCACACCUCCUUGGGCUGCCUGCUGACGCAGAAGUGCUGCCGCUGCUGGGGGGAGAAGCAACUCGUCCGCUGUCGCUGUCGCUGCUGCAGUCUCUCUCCUUGCCUGUGGGGGCUUUGCUGCUGCUGCUUAAGCAGCGACUUGUUAGCCUCAGAAGCAGUAGCAAGGGAAGCAGCAACAGCAGCAGGAGCAGCAGCAGCGAAAGUGGCAAUAUGCCUGAGCCCCUACGCGGAGAUAAGCAUGACCCAGGUGCAGCGCAGCAAAAUCAGAUGACAGGUACGCCGCAGCUGGAGGCGCAGCAGCAGCAGCAGCAAGGGCACACGCAGCAGCAACAGCAGCAGCAGCAGCAAGAGCACGAGCAGCAGCAACAGAAGCAGGAUGAGCAGCAAGAAGAUGCAGUAGACGAUGAUUACUUGCAGUGGCUCGACGACCCCGAGAGCCUUGGGCCCCUUCCUGCUGCUGCGCCUCUGCAGCAACAAGGAACAGCAGCAGCAGCAGCAGCAGCCGCGGAAGGUGAAACAGCUGCGGCGGUGCCCGUAGAGAAGGGAACGCUGGUGGGCGAGACUAUUCCGCAGGCACAGAUGGCUGAACAAGAACAGCAGCAGGCCGAGCUACGGCAGCAGCAGAGGCGGGAGCAAGAGCAGCAGCAGCAGGAAACUUUGAUUCACUUUGCAAGCUGCUGCAAUGAAGCGCUGCAGCUUGUUCGGAAGGUUCUGGCUUGCCCUCCGCUAAGGGCAGUCUGCCGCUGCAACAGCACAGGCAAUGGCAGCAACAGCAGCAGCAGGAAGAGCAGCACAGUUGGUGAUGGUCCUGGUGGCUUUGCUGCUGCUGCUUCAGGCGCGCGUCCUCCCCAGAGCCCCUCACCCUGCGUUGCUUCGUAUGCUGCUGCUGCAGAAACAUCACCUGCUGCUGCAGUUUGCUGCGGCACCUGUUCUGCGCGCGCCUUCAGAGGUGACUGGCACAAGCUGCUUCGGCGCUGGCAACGGAUGGGGGAGGGUCUUGUUGCUGUUUUGCGCCCUGCUGUUGCUGCAGAUGAAGGGGCAGACGGGCCUCCAUUAGUGCUAUUACUGAACAGCAGCAGCAGCAGCAGCAGCGACAAUGCCGGCGGCAGCGGCGCUGGGGACCCCGCCUUGCAGGCGAGGCUUCGCUUUUGUUUGCUGACACAGCUGCACCUCGCUGAGGCAGCAGCAGCCGCGGCGGCGGCAGCAGCAGCAGCAGAAGAGGCUGAGAAUGACAGGGAAUCUGGGGGCCCCAGCUGUAGCCCGCGCACCCCGAGUACCCUCCGAGGGGCUCUCGAGGGCCUCGAGGACGCAGCAGGUAGGGAAGUUAUUGUGGAGGUGCACGACUUGGACUCAGAGGAAGGUGCAGCACUGGAUCCAGCAGCAGGGCCCGCUGCUGCUGCAGCUGCAACUGCAGCAGCUGACUAUUCAGCAGCAGAGUCCGCAGCAGCAGCAACUGUGGUACCUGCUGCGGAAGCUAGCACCGGCUCCUGCCCUUCUUGGGUAUUCCAGCUGGAGGAAACCAAAGAGGAUGCAGAGCUGCUCUCGCUCUUUACUGAAGAAGUGCAGCAGCAGCAACUGCAGCAGGCAGACGCUGUAAAUACGGCGGGAACUGCAGCAGCUGUCCACAGCCAGUGGAUAGCGCAGCAACUGCAGCAACAGCAGCAGCAGCGGCAGGAACUGCAGCAACUGGAGCAACUGCAACAGCCGGUGGAAACAAGCGACACUGUAGCGCUCUCGGAGGAGGAUAUAUGGGAUGCAGCUGCAGCAGCGGACGCAAUUGUUUGUUCCAGCAGCAGCGAAGAUGAUGCGUUGCCUGAUGCAACAGAAGCAGCGGAGGCGGCAGAAGCGGUGGAAGCAGCAGCAGAAGCAGCAGCAACAGCAGCGGGAGCGCAAACAGCUGCAGCAUCUGCAGCAGGAGAGAGGCGCGUGUCUUUCGUUUCGCUGUCCAGUGACAGCGACUCCGUAGAAGAGGAGCUCCCAGAGAAGCCGAAGCGUGAACCGCAGCAGAAGCGCUCUGCUGCAGCUGUCGCUGGCAGUGCUGCUCCUGCUGCUAGCAUCCCAGCAGCCGUUGCUGCUAGACCCGCAGCGCAGCCUUUGAAAGCUGCUGCUGCAGCAACAGGAGCAGCAAGGAAACAGCUGGGAGCAGAAAGGCAGUGGUACAAAGAGGCGGCUAAGCGGCUGCUGGCGCGGCGCGUAGGUGCCCUGAGUGGUCGCAGCAGUUGUAUUUACACUAGCGGCAGCAGCAGCAGCAGCGGCAGCAGCAGCAGCAGCAGCAGCAGCAUCAGCCUGAGAAGCACUCUUUUAAAAUCCAGCUUCAAAAAGAAGCACUUAGGCUUAUUUGGCAGCAGCAGCGGAGGAAGCAGCGCCACGUCUGAACGGAGUAAGCAGCUCCAAGAGAUACGGAGGGAAGCCCACAGAGAGGCAGCAGCUGCUGCAAUCCCGCGUUCCGAAAAAGACGCUUCUCGUGGUGCAGCAGCAGACGCAGCUGCAGCAACAAAGGCAGCAGGAGUUUCUGCUGCCAAGCGGCAGCGACUCAAUGAAGUGGAAUCAGAGCAAGCAGCUGCUGCAGCAGCAGCAGAGAGACAAAGAAACAACGCAAGAUUCAGGGAACGGGCAGCUGCUGCAGCAGCUGCUGCUGCUGCUGCCCCUCCCCCAGUGGAUGCGCGCCCCAGUGUGCGCCUUUUGUCUCCUACUGCGGCCGCUGCAGAUAGCAGCACCAAUGCCCCCAGCAGCACCAAAGGCUGCGAUACCCCCCAGCAGCUUACACGACAGGUCGUGGAGUUGCUGCGGUGGCAGCGGCGCUGCUGGCAGCAGCAGCAGCGGAGGGCGAGUGAGACUGCUCGUGCUGCGCUGUUAGGGUUCUUGUGGAGCCUCCUGGAGACGGACAUAUUCUCCCUUGCGUCCUCAGCUCAAGAAAUGCCCCUCUCAGCAGCAGCAGCAGCAGCAAAAGACAGCAGCAAAAGAUUACAGCCGGAGGUCGCUGCACUUGCGGCGGUCGCCAAGACACACCCCCUGCCCCUGCGCUUUGAUUCGCUGCAGAAUCUGCAGCAGGGCAGUCUCCCGCUGCUGCUGCUGGAGUGUCUGUACGGGCUGCGUUGUGGCAUAAGACAAAACCGACUAAAGGGGCAGCGUUGUGUGCUAACUCGCCUGCAAACUAUGGGGUCACAAUGGAGCUGUGCAACCUUUUCUACCGGCGCCGCGGCUGCUGCAGCUGUUGCUGCUGCUGCGGCGGCGGCGGCGCCUGUUGGGGAAUCCGGCGCAGCAGCAGCAGCCGCGGCUGUAGCAGCGAAUGCAGCUGCUGCAGGGGGAGACGGAGUGGUCAUCAGGCCGGGAGAUCUGCUAUUGCUGAUUCCAGAAAGCCCUUUUUUUGGAGCUGAGGAGACAUCAGCAGCAACAGCAGCAGGGAAGCCCCAGAAAAACGAAACCGCCAGCAGCUGGUGCGGCAGGCUCAUCGAUGAGCGGACAGCAAGGCCGCGCAACGGCUACACCGUUGGUGUGGUUGAGUACUGGGGCAGCCAAGAGCAGCGGCAGGAGGGCCUGCUGGUGAGGCUGGUGCUGGGGUCCUCUGUCACUGCGUCAGUGGAGCCUCGAAGGAUAAAUUCGCUGCGCCUGAAUCUCAACAGCAGCUGGUGGCUCUUCGUGCUGCAGAGCCUCACACCGCUGCUGCGGGAGGUGUUGGGGCUUUACCAGUGCAGCGCCUGCCCGUUUAUGCCUUCCAUUCUUUCCCCAUUUCGGACGCCUGUACAAUCCAUGCAGCAGCAGCAGCAGCAAAAGCAGAAGCAAAAGAGUUGCCUGACCUCGCACUCGCUGAAGCCUGCAACAGAUCUUGCUGCAGCAUAUCCUGUGGCCGCCAGUUUGCUGAAGCUGCAGCUGAAAAGGCACCAACUGCAGCCACACGAACUGCAGCAACUGGUCACCAGCUACCAUCUAAACAAGUCCCAAGCUGCUGCUGUCACGGGGCUACUACAUGGUGCUGCGCCCGUCGGCCUUGUGCAGGGUCCGCCCGGCACAGGUAAGACAACAACACUACUGGCGCUAAUCGCUGGGGCGUAUGGGCAAAUAAAGCAGCAGCAACGUGUAGGGCGAGCUUUCGAAAGGAUCACUGCAACGCCUGCAGCGGCAGCCGCAGCAGCAGCAGCAGCAGCAGAACACGGCAGAAAGAAGAUCCUCGUGUGCGCACCCUCGAACGCAGCAGUUGACGAAGUCGCUGAAAGAAUUAUUAAAAGUGGACUGAUCGACCCUUACACCGGACAGAAUGUACACCCUGUCUGCCUCCGCAUCGGGCACCCGGAUAGAAUACGGCCUUCCGUGCGGUCCAUCAGCUACGAUUCGGCUUACUCCAAAUUGCUGCAGCAAAAUGAGGCGUUGCUGCGGCAGCAGUUCGGCGAAGAAACAAGUGUGCUGCUGCAGCGGCGGGAACAGGUGCAGCGGAAAAUAGACUCGAUCGAGCAGCAGCAGCAGCGACAGCAACAGCAGCAGAUUCUCCUACAGCGCAAAGAACAGCAGCAGCAGCUGCUGCAGGCUGCCGCGCAUAUCCUCAGAGAAGAGGGCCAGUCAGAUGAGGCAGCAGCUCUUGUCGCUGCCGGGAGCAGCAGCAGUAGCGGCAGUAACAACGAUUUAAGUCGAGCCAGUGCAUCUUCUCCCUCCUCCAGCAGCAUCGCUGCUUCCUCCGUCGUGUCGGAUACAUCGCAGCGGCCGCCGCCGCAGCAUAAGAGUGCAGAAAGCCUGAACCUUCAGCUGCAGCAGCAGCUUGCCGAGAAGCGGCAACUUGGCGAUUUGCUGCACCGCAAGCGGCGGGGGCUGCAAGCCCGUAUUGGUUCUCUGCCGCGUCUUGUGCGGAAACAGCUAGUUGCCUCAGCAGAUAUAAUUUUUGCCACCUUGUCUGGCUGCGGCUCGGAGGCUCUAGACCCUAUUAACGAGCAGGACGCAGAGGCAGAUGCACUGGGAGCGACUGCAGCUGCAGCAGAAGCAGCAGCAGCUAAAUCCACCGACGCAGGCAGAGGGAAAAGACCCCUCACAACGAGCAGUGCCACUAGCGGCACGAGCAGCAGCAACAGCAGCAGCAGCAGUGUUCACUUUGCGUAUGCCAUUGUAGAUGAGGCUGGCCAAGCCACAGAAGUGGCCAGUCUUAUUCCGCUGCGUCUUCGCUGCGAUCGAUUGCUGCUGUUUGGCGACCCGCUGCAGCUGCCGCCCCUCAUUUGUUCCUUUGCUGCCCAAACCAAAGGUCUCGGCAGGAGCCUUAUGGCUCGAUUGGCUUUGUGCUGCCAGCAGCAGCAGGAGCAACAGGAACAGCAGCAGCAACAAGAGAGGGAAGAUGUUGCGUUUUAUUUCCUCUCCACGCAGUACCGCAUGCAUCCGCUGAUUGCAGAGUUCCCCGGGCGUGUAUUUUAUGGGGGGCGUUUAGAGACAGACAAGUCUGUUCUUGAAAGAGGCCCGCUGCCGGCCCCUCUCAGAGGGGCUUACCUUCGUUUUUUUCAUUUGCGCUGCCCUCCUCGGCGAGAAGAAACAGCAGCAGGGGCGUCAGGGGGUCUGGGAGGUCCCAGACUUUCAUUCUGCAAUAAAGGCGAGGCGCUGUUUGUGGCGCAGUUGGUGCUGCUUUUGCACAAGACGUUCGAGCAACAGCAGCAGCAGAAGCAGCAGCAGGUGUCGUUAUCGCUUUCUGAUGUUGGCAUCAUAUCUCCCUACAGGGCACAGGCCGAGCUUAUUCUCUCUUUGUUGAAAUCCUCCCCCGAGCUUCGGGGGGCCACCCUGCCCGAGACAGACACUGUAGAUGCAUUUCAGGGUAGGGAGAAGGCAGUAAUCAUUGUAUCUUUUGUGCGGUCGGGAUGCCCCGGGCAAACCCACAAACAGCAGCAGCAGCAGCAGGAUGCUGCUGCUGCUGCUGCGGCUUGGGGGCUCGCAGAUGAUGGACAGCAACAGCUACCCCUCGAUAUAUUUGCCAUGCAAAAGUCGUCAACUGAUGAAGCAGCAGCACAAGCAGCGCCAGAAGAAGCAGCAGUAGGUAAUAACCGUCGUUUAGGGUUUGUUGCGGAUGAACGGCGGCUUAAUGUUUCUCUCACGAGGGCUAAGAGGGCCCUGUGGCUAGUUGGGGAUGCUUUGUUGCUGGAAAGCAGCAGCCUCCUGCGGCGUCUAGUUUCCUUUGUCAAAUCGGUCCCGGGCGCAUGCAUAGAUGUGGUGCAGCAGCAACACCACCACCACAACCACAGCCAUGAACAGAACACAGAGCAGCAGCAGGAGUGGACACGAAAGGUCAUCACCAAGGGAGAUAUGGAUUCAUUUUUCGCUCUUAUGCACCGCCAAACAAUUAAGGCCAACAUGCAGCAAAACGUUCAGGAGCUUCGCAAGCGUGUGAAGAAGCAGAACAUUGAUGCAGAGCUUUCUGCUGCAGCACCUCCUGUCUCGUCGAACACUAGUAGCACGCCCAGGCACAGUACUCUUAUGGCGAAGCACACAGCCUCUCUCCUCGAAGAACGGAGCAGCAAAUGCAGCAGCAAGGAGCGGCAACAAACAGCAUCCGCAGAUCGGCACACCGCAUCGUGCAUUGCCACGGGAGAGCCCUUGCUACGGAAAAUCAAGCAGCAGAAGCAAGAAGAGCAGCUUGAGAAGAAACAGCAGCAUCGGCAAGUUGAGCGUCAGCAGCACCACAGCGGACAGCGGCAGCCCGAGCGGCAGCAGCAGCCAGGGAGGAAAGACCGGUUGGCCGACCGAAAGCUGCUGCAAGAAGACUCACGUCAUCAGGCAGAAGACGCACUAACACAGCUUCGUGGCAGCUACACUACCAGUAGCACCACUGACAGCAGAAGCUGUAGGCAACAGGGCAUGGGAUUGUAA